Messenger RNA from Drosophila kikkawai, 1890 nucleotides. It is a transcript of the gene mth, whose product is annotated as methuselah. Gene Ontology annotation, biological process: cell surface receptor signaling pathway; G protein-coupled receptor signaling pathway. The record is from RefSeq and is a predicted model, not a curated record. NCBI's taxonomy places the organism in Eukaryota, Metazoa, Arthropoda, Insecta, Diptera, Drosophilidae. Gene Ontology annotation, cellular component: membrane. Gene Ontology annotation, molecular function: G protein-coupled receptor activity.
CAUGGAUCAGUUCAUAAAGAGUCGUCGGAGGCGGAGGUGCAUUAUAAUCCUUGGACUCCGUGUACUCUUGGCGUAUAAAUGCGGUUGUUCGUAGUGCUCUUAUGGGUGCUGGUACUGCACCAGACAUUGGCCGAUAUUCCCGAUUGCGACGACCUUGAUACUGUGGAACUCUCGGCCAGCCAGAGGCUUCCCAAUGGUUCGUAUAUCUACGAGGGUAUCCUCAUUCCCGAACGGUUAACGGGGGAAUAUGACUCCAGACCUUUACCGGACGACUCCAAGGAGUCGGUGAACAGGCGGCACUGGCGGGGAUGUGUCUGCAAGUUGAAGUCAUGUGUCCGGUUCUGUUGCCGUCACGAUCAGAUAAUGAAGAACGGUGAAUGCACUGAUACCAAGGAGAAGGAGCUGGCCCAGAUCGAUCCCUACUUAAAUGUGACCAACGCCAACGGUUUGGAGGUGAAGAGACACUUCCGCACCGAUCUAAUUCUCCAGACGGAUUUUCACAUUCCCUGUAGUAGUAGCAACCUGUACCCUCUCGACAACAGGGUGGAGGGCAAUAACUACACACUGUAUGAGAACGGAACCAUCCAUCGACAUAUGGACGGCGUACAGAUGAACAAGAGCGAGUACUGCAUUCAGCACAAUCAGCUCGAUGACAAGGAUCCUCAGUCCCGCAUCGUACCCCACUACUGUGUGCAAGAUGAGCCAAAGACGGCACAGACAGUGGUGAUGAUAAUAUCUCUGAUAUGCAUGAUCCUUACUAUCGGCGUGUACAUGUGCGUUAAGAAGCUGCACCGCAAUCUGCAAGGAAAGAGCUUCAUCUGCUACAUGUUUUGCUUGUUCAUGGGGUUCCUUAUCCUGCUACUGGACUUGUGGAAGUUAACGGACGCGAUCUGUUUCACGGCAGGUUACUUGGGCUAUUUCUUCGUUAUGGCCGCCUUCUUCUGGCUCUCCGUUAUCAGCUUUCACCUGUGGAAGGAGUUAGGCGGUAACUCCAGCUCCCACAAUCGGUUCCUGCCAAAUAACCUAUUCCUGGCCUUCAACGGAUACGCCUUUGGCAUGGCGGCGAUCCUGACCUUAAUCAUUUUUAUAUUAGAUGCGUUUGUAGCUAAAGAGGAUAACCUAGACUGGAUGCCUCUCGUGGGCUAUUACACCUGCUGGAUCAAUGCUGUGGACUCGUCCGCCAUGCUUUAUUUCUAUGGACCCAUGUUGGUGCUGAUCGCCUUCAACAUGACCAUGUUCAUCCUGACGGCCAUUCGCAUCGUGGCGGUGAAGAAGGAGCUGACGAAGUUCGCACAGCGUCAGGAGCGGACGAAGAAGCUCAACUCGGAAAAACAGACUUACAUAUUCUUUCUGCGCCUCUUUGUUAUCAUGGGCAUGUCGUGGAGCCUUGAGAUAAUCUCCUAUUUGGUGCGGAACAACGAAUUCUGGAAGACGGUUUUCACAGCGGCUGACAUUUUGAACUGGUCCCAGGGCACAGUAAUAUUUGUGCUGUUUGUACUGAAGCGCAGCACUUUAAAACACUGCAUGGAUCGGCCGGUGAAACAGAAUAAGUUUAGCGGUUGCAGCAUAAAGUCAUGCACAGGUGGAAGUUCGACUAACCGAUAUACCUAUAAGCUCAACUCGAUCCAGGUGGCACACUCAAUAGGUAAACAAUCGGAAAUGCAAGUUGAAUCCUUAUGGGAAAAACCAGAAAAAUAAGGAGGCACGGGUAACGACCAAGUAAGAUCAGCCAAAGACUUGUACGAGAAUCUCUUAACUAUGUUCAAGUACCUCUUAAGUAUACAUCUCUAUUUACAUACUCGAGUUUUAUAAACAGACUUACUGUAGAGAUAAGCCACCGAAGAAAAUUGCCUUUUAUAAUGUAACUAAUACAAAUAAUAUUAUUCUAAA